UCCUGUUGCUCGUCUUACAUCUGUUAGAUGUCUCAUUGCUGUGGCUGCUGUUCGCCGUUGGCCUCUUUAUCAAAUGGAUGUGAAGAAUGCUUUCCUCAAUGGAGACCUCCAUGAAGAAGUGUACAUGCAACCACCCCUUGGCUAUCCACACUCAGGCAAUCAAGUUUGCCGCCUUCGCCGUACUCUUUAUGGCCUCAAGCAGGCUCCUCGAGCUUGGUUUGAGAAGUUUAGCUCAGUUGUUGCUCAGCAGGGUUUCACUUCGAGUCCUCAUGACACUGCUCUCUUUGUUCGACGAUCCUCUGCUGGUAUCACUCUUAUUCUCCUUUAUGUUGAUGAUAUGAUUAUUACUGGAGAUGAUUCUGCAGGUAUCCGCUCUCUUCAGAACUUCCUUAGUCAGCAUUUUGAGAUGAAAGAUCUGGGCACUCUCAGCUAUUUUCUUGGGCUUGAGGUUACCUCAUCCUCUGAUGGAUACUAUCUUUCCCAGGCUAAAUAUGCUUCUGAUCUUCUCUCCAAAGCCGGUGUCACUGAUAACAAGACUGUUUCCACUCCUUUGGAAUACAAUGCUAAGCUUACACCCUUGGACGGUGAACCUAUAUCCGAUGCUACUCGCUAUCGUCAGUUGGUUGGCAGUUUGAUCUAUCUCACUGUUACACGUCUGGAUAUUUCACAUGCCGUGGGUAUGGUUAGUAAGUUCAUGGAUGCACCUCGUUCUGUCCACUAUGCUGCUGUUCUUCGGAUUCUCCGAUAUGUCAAAGGCACACUUUAUCAUGGUCUGCAUUACUCCUCUCGAUCUUCUCUCGAGCUUCAUGCUUAUUCAGAUGCUGACUGGGCAGGUGAUCCGACUGAUCGAUGCUCUAUCACAGGUUUCUGUUUCCUGUUAGGUACUUCUCUGGUCUCGUGGCGCAGCAAGAAGCAGGAUGUGGUUUCCCGUUCCAGUACUGAGGCUGAGUAUCGUGCCCUUGCCGACACCACUUGUGAGCUUGUUUGGCUUCGCUGGCUAUUGGCUGACAUGGAUGCUCCACAGCCCACUGCCACUCCUCUUUAUUGUGACAAUCGUAGUGCUAUCUACAUUGCUCAUAAUGAUGUCUUCCAUGAACGCACUAAGCAUAUUGAGAUCGACUGCCACAUCACUCGACAGCAUCUUAAGAAAGGAAAUCUCAAGUUAUUCUCCAUUUCCUCUGCUAACCAACCUGCUGAUAUCUUUACCAAGACUCACCCGCCUGGAUGUUCAACAUCUGCUUUGAUUGUUUCUUCAACUUUUGCAUUUGGGAACUCUUUAUCAUCACUUGAACAAUUACAUAUUUUGAUAACAGAAUAUAUGACUGCACAAUUCUGCAGUGAUCUGAUGAUGAUCAUAAUGGUUUUUCUAACAGCCUGA
Messenger RNA from Quercus robur (English oak), 1378 nucleotides. RefSeq lists its product as uncharacterized. The coding region runs from base 74 to 1378 and encodes 434 amino acids. NCBI's taxonomy places the organism in Eukaryota, Viridiplantae, Streptophyta, Magnoliopsida, Fagales, Fagaceae. The record is from RefSeq and is a predicted model, not a curated record. The transcript is spliced from 3 exons.